CGACGGUGACGACGACGACAUCACUCACAGUUGUAGCAACAAAUGCAGCAUCAAGCAGAAGGUAAACCUGCAGAAGGAAGAUAGAUACCAUUCCCUGGAACAUUCUUGGCAUUCUUCCAGAUGGCCUGAUCCGAAGACUUUGUGCGGCAGGCAGCAUUUGGCUGAGCGUCAAGCCACAAGCAUACGCUCAGUAGACCAUCAUCGCCGUUGUAGUAGCAGUAGCUGUAGUAGCGGUUCAGUAGAGACACUGUUACGUGUAUCGGCGUGUCCCUGUGUGCACAUGUGCAUGUGUGUAUAGCGGGUUCUUUUCAGAGAAGGCCACCUUCUCUAAAGCGGUUGACUGUCGCCAAUACGCUUUCACGCUAAACUGAUUAACUGUCACUAGUAGUGGUAGUACUACAUUAAAGAGCGCGCAUUUUUUGGUGUCGUUGUUGUUGUUGGUCUUGUUGUUGUGACUUUUGCUAAGAGGUUUUUCUGCAAGACUUUUUAUUCCGUUAGUGAUGACCACAGGGAAACUAUCGCCGAGCGACGCCCUCUCCGAAACCAGCUGUGCAAUAGCUGGUACAGCAAAAUACGCGGCAGGCUCCGAAGAAAUAGAGCAAUGCGAUGACGCUGUCCUAGUGGCCGCGUAAAUACGUGCGCAUGUAUUGCGCUGAUCAUGCUAAUACUACCAGUUCUUUUGGUUUCGGCCACGGCCGAUGAACAUGUCGAGAAAAACGACGAAGCCAAAGGAAAGCGAAUCUAACGCGCCGAGCACACAACAACUUGCCGAAAGAUAGGCAGACCAACAGGCAGGUUCGUCCAAGUGGCGUCAUUCUACAACACACGCGUGUGAUAGUGAGAUGCAACCGUAUCUCUUUCACUGUACUUCUUUUCCACCAAACGCUUCGACUACGAAUCAACGCUAGACCAAACGCUUCGCGGAGGAGCUUUCCUUAUAACGACGCCAGUGAAGACGACGUCGUAGAAAUCGCAUACGAACACAACAACUACGGCUACAAAAAUUCGCCGUUUGUUUCGCUCUGGCUGUGACCGUGAGGCGGGAUGGCCAUCUCUUCUGGCCACCAGCUCGACCCAGCACCGAAGUCAGCAAAGCGUAAGAAUGCUGCUUGCACGUGCUGUUCAGCACGCAGAAUAUCGCCGCCAACCCACGACUCUCGUUUUUCGCUUAUUUCUCGCCGUGCUUCCGUGCAUACUGCGAGCCCCAAUCUCGUUUCCGCCGAUCUCCUUGUUCGGAUUACUGUUCUGGAUUUGCCUUUUAGCUGAGGGUGCCUGGGGGGUAAAGGAACCCUUCUCGUACCUAAUGGUCGAUGAUUGUCCCACACAACUUUUACGGUACGCGUCUGAUAGGCAAAAUGUUUCUGAGCUAGCUGCAGACGCACGGCAGGACCUGCCCAAACGAACUAAGAUGAUACUGUUCGUAGUACCAGGUAACCCAGGCCCAAUAGGCUUCUAUGCAGAUUUUAUGAAAGAAAUUUACGCGGGCAACGAAGAAAACAUCGAGGUGUGGGGCGUAUCGCAUGCUGGACACGUUGUGCUGCCGAAGCACAUGCAAAAGCCAUAUAAAAGUAUUAAAAGGUGGUUUUCGACAGAAGGCGAAGUGGAACAUAAAAUGCGUUUCCUCGAAAAAUUUAUACCAAAAGAAACUCCGCUGGUCUUAAUUGGUCAUUCAAUCGGCAGCUAUAUGGCGCUGCAAAUCACUGAUAAACUUAAGGAUCACAACAUUGUGCACACGUACCUUCUGUUCCCCGCUAUCGAGCGCCUUGCAAGAGGAAUAAAUGCCCCUAUGCUUGAAGCUCUGGCGACGUAUCUGCGUCAGCCAUUUAUGGCACUCGUCUAUUCUGUCCACAUGGUGCCUGCUAUGCUCCUCAAAAGAGUCUUCCAGCUCGCUGUCCGUAUGCAUUAUGGCGCCGGAAAAGAAACGUUCGUACAAAACAUCCUUUCACUCACGUCGCCCUCGGUUAUGCGUGCCAUUAUCGACACGACUCAGGACAUUUUCAAGAAGGUUCGCAGACGCGAUGACGACGCGAUAGCAAGAAAUCUCGACAAAUUGACGUUUUAUUAUGGACUUAACGACCACUGGGCACCUCGGGAGUUUCCCAUGCAGUUGAGACGAAUGUUUCCCCGUUCCGAUGUACGCUUCUGCCUUGAGGGGUUUCGGCACGCUUUUGUCGUGGACGCGGGCCGCGAGAUGGGCCACAUUGUCAAGGGAUGGAUGCUCAAACAGAACAUCCUUCCGUCGAAGCACGGACAUCUAACUGCUGUUAGCCAGCUCCUACGCGAGCCUUCUAGCUCCCUGCCGGUCACUACAACGAAGACAACUUACCCAAUGGUCCAACGAUCAGCCACAACAAUCGACAUCACUGGACUGAGCAGUUCGACCUUGCAGCCGGAUAGUAGCUCCUCUAGCCCAGUUGAGAGUUUAGGUUAUUUGGAAAACACUAAUAGAACACUGUAGCACAGCUAGAGCACGCAGCACGAAUACGAUAAGCAGUUAUAGCAAAAAAAAAAUUUAAUGUUGGGCAUUUUGCUGAACAUAAUAAGGCGUCUUCUAAUUUGUUUAAUCAAUGCCUAAAUCAAUGCUUAGUUCGAAGGAAGCUAGAAAUACAGAACCCAGAAUCAACGCAAUUACAUAGGUGGCUCUCAUAUAUAUAGAUAUACGUUGCAAAGAACAAUUACGUAUUUAACUCCCUAAACCUCUAUUAAUAGUCGACUGAUACACGCAAUCUCUUAAGCACCUUUUUGGAACUUAAUCUGCCACGUAAUUGACAAACUAGUUGACGCAAAACGUAAUUAUUACUAAAAAUCGUUAAAGAAUUGCUGUCUUUGAAUGUUUAGUUUACUAAAUCGCCUAGGCAGUUAUGGGAAUGCGAAUGUUAGGAACUCCCUAAUAGCAGUUACUGAAAAACGACGCAUACAUGGCUCACGACUAGUUUAUUUAGUAUUUCGUUGUUGAUAAUUCCUUCCACGCUCAAUUUAGUGGACGUAAGUAACUUAAUAGAGUAUUAUUAAUAAAGUUCUGCCGAUUUUUAUUUAUUUCCUUGUUUUUCUAAUUUAUCGUAUAACAAUGAUUAGGUAGCGGCGUACACCGCUGGAGAGCUUCAUCCUUCUGCCCGGCUAUCUAUUGCGCAAGUUUUGUUUGGUCGAAGCAAAUAACUCUUUGUAAUGAGUCAAAUUUUUUUGAGGAGUUCGAAAAGUGGGUGUAUCGGGUGGCAAAAACGGGGCUUUCGACACUUCUUAUUUGCCUCUUCCCAAGCUCAACAACUCAAUGGGAGUGGCAUGUACAGCUAGGGCUCCCUAGCCAAGUAAAAAAUUACAUCUUUUUCGCCCUAAAACAUACACUACUCUCGAGAUUAAGGUUCAAUAAGAAUCCACUUCUGAGGAAGCGUGACUGCUAAAUGAGCCUGUAUGUGUUAGCUAAUAGAGAUCUCAGCAAAGCUUCCAUGUUUCAAAUUCAGCUCUUUUUUUUUACAUGACAUACCCAUUUUUGGGGCUUCUAAUCGAAACACAAUUGUAUCGUUUAAGUCAAGUUAUCACAAGUGAAAGUUGUAAAGAACCGGGAGAGCUUCAAUAGUAAAGCCAUUUAAGUAUUCGUAUUAGCAAAUUAAUUGAAUAUUGAGGAUGUUUGAUUUUUUUUUAAAUCUGUAAACGACAUGCCCGUAAAAAAUUUACCUUAGUAUUUGUCUAGCAAAGUAAAUUACAAUAUUUAUGCUGUCAUCUUACGGCAAAAAGCUAUAACUUUCUGAAGAUUCUACUAACUUUUCGAAUGAUCGCUGCGAAGAACUUCGAAGCAGUAAGCUCUAGCAUAUACUAGUUUAGUUAAUCAUUACCUUGUGUGGAUUUUAACGAUAUCUCUGUUAAAAUGUCAUCUUUACUAUAUGACAAAAGUAGUUCGAGGUCAACAGCGUUGCCCUUUGCUCUGUCAGCAAGAUAAUGCUAGUACACAUUGUAAGUUAUGGAGGAAAAGACGAAUUUGUAUCUACACACAUUGACUGCAUUUAGGAUUUUCAGUUAAAUUCAGUUUAUCACAGGAGGCUUACAACUAUAUUGUUAUAUAUUAGCUACAAAUGUAUACUUACUUGCAAGAACUGUUUAUGUGUCAUCGUUUCGUGUAUGUAUUUAAUAUUAGUAAGCGUAUUUAGACGAAGGCUGUGUCGUGAACGUCUAAGGUCUGCAAUAAGUGUGGAAUAGUGAUUCAGAUGGUCUGAGUCAGUGUGUGAUAUGAAUGAUUUUAUGUUCACUUUUAUAUGUUGCUUUGCCUAGAAAUAACCAAACCGUAGUACAAUUAACUUCAGUUGCGAAAGUCGUACAAAGCCGUAAUAUACGUUCUCAUUUAGAUUUGACCAAGUGAGCAAUGGCCGCGUUGGAAUCGAGCUUUCCAUCGGGGACUUGAAAUACACUCAGAUGCGUACACUCAUAAUGCAGGGUGUAUUCUAAAAUCAGUAACACUACUUACAACGUACCAUGAGGAGCAAUAAAGACCUUUGCACAAGGUAUAUUUGAGUUGGAAUCAGCAAUACAGUGCCGAUGCUGCCAAAAUCUAUUUUUUCAAGCAUGGUAACAAAUGCAGAAGAUAUUGCACGAAGCAACAAAACGAUAUAGGGGUAACGCUGCGGAAUGACAACUUGUUAUUUCCCGCUUUUACUUUUAAUAUCCAUACAUUAAUAUCUGUAUAUUAUAUGGUAAUGCAAUAAUAUAUCUGA
Molecule: messenger RNA, 4703 nt
Organism: Varroa destructor (honeybee mite)
Lineage: Eukaryota; Metazoa; Arthropoda; Arachnida; Mesostigmata; Varroidae
Product: lipid droplet-associated hydrolase-like
Biological process (GO): lipid storage
Cellular component (GO): lipid droplet
Molecular function (GO): lipase activity
Source: RefSeq, a predicted model, not a curated record